AUGGAAGCUGUUGUCAAGAAAAACAAAACAUUGGUCAAUUACUUCACCAAUUCUGGUUUCUGGCGCAAGCAUCUGACUAUGUGGCAAAAAGAAAACGGUGUCAAAAAUGGUCUACAAACCCUUUGUGAAACAUGGUGGUACUCAAUGGGGAAGGUCUGCUUGGGUGUUCAAUUGCACGAAAUUGGCUUCCAAAAAUGCCUUGAACUGCUCCAAAACCAACAAGUGGACACACCCUUGAUGACGGAUGCAGUUGUCAAGGUCAUUGAGGAUCGAGAUCACUUCACUGCAAAUUAA
Messenger RNA from Puccinia graminis f. sp. tritici CRL 75-36-700-3, 294 nucleotides. RefSeq lists its product as uncharacterized. Lineage: Eukaryota; Fungi; Basidiomycota; Pucciniomycetes; Pucciniales; Pucciniaceae. The transcript has a single exon. The record is from RefSeq and is a predicted model, not a curated record. The coding region runs from base 1 to 294 and encodes 97 amino acids.